Messenger RNA from Mugil cephalus (flathead mullet), 1778 nucleotides. RefSeq names its product HD domain containing 2 (gene hddc2). Gene Ontology annotation, molecular function: 5'-deoxynucleotidase activity. The transcript has 6 exons. Gene Ontology annotation, cellular component: cytoplasm. The record is from RefSeq and is a predicted model, not a curated record. The coding region runs from base 35 to 691 and encodes 218 amino acids. Lineage: Eukaryota; Metazoa; Chordata; Actinopteri; Mugiliformes; Mugilidae.
CUCACAUUAUCUGUAUCCGGGUCGGCAGGUAAAAAUGGCGACCACCACUGGAAAAACGACAUGCAUGAGUAUGCUGCAAUUCAUGAAACUUAUUGGACAACUCAAAAGGGUGCCACGGACCGGGUGGGUGUACAGUAACGUGAAGAAACCCGAGAGUGUGUCGGACCACAUGUACCGCAUGGCCAUGAUGUCCCUGACCAUCACUGACCCCACAGUGGACAAGGACAGGUGCAUAAAGCUGGCUCUAGUCCAUGACAUGGCAGAGUGCAUUGUGGGGGAUAUCGCUCCAUCAGACAACAUCAGUAAAGUGGAGAAACACAGGAGAGAAGAGGAAGCAAUGAGACAUCUAACAAGUCUUCUGCCCGAGGGACUCAAACAGGAGAUUUACAGACUGUGGGAAGAAUAUGAAUCCCAGAGCAGCUCAGAGGCCAGACUGGUUAAAGAGUUUGACCUCCUGGAGAUGAUCCUGCAGGCUCAUGAGUAUGAAGAGCUGGAGGGGACACCUGGAAGACUGCAGGAGUUCUUUGACUCCACCACUAAUCGUUUCCAGCACCCAGACGUGCUGCAGCUGGUCAGCUCUUUGAAUGAAGAGAGAGGACGUCACAUGACCGACACCGAUGGCACAGAUAAGGCUGAGAAAUCGCAGACUGCUCCUGCAGCAUCGGAACAGACCACAUCUCACACGUCCUGACAGGAAUACGCCAGGAAAAACCUUCAGAGCGGGUGGCCCCGUAGGCUGGACUGAAACACACGACACCUGCACUGUGAGGCACAUGAACAGGCCACGUGAUCGGACAUGCAAACUGAAAAUAGAAACCCGGAUUUAGAGAUGUUUUUUUUAUUUUUGAGCUAUAUUUGAUCAGUAAAUAGGGGAAUUUAAGUCCUUUAUGUGUAUUUAAUGUUUUCAUGUUUCAUGUUUGGUUUAGUUGUCUGUGUUCACUACUUUGCAGACUGAACAAUAGGUCUAAAGUAGCUUUAAACUUUUAACACACUAUGUACAAACUGCCAGACAAUUUACAAAUAUAAUAACUUAUCAAAAUAUGGUUAGAUAUCUUUUAAUACUAAUAUGAAAUCCCAGACAGUGUUCUUACAUUAUUACCUUUGCAGCAAUUACAACAACAAUUCAGUAAGUCAUUGGAUUCUGUUUAUUCUGGUUCUUCAUGUUAUAUAGUGUAUGCUCCAUGUUUAUUCUUUAUUAGUUAACGUACAUAGAAACUAUUAAGCCAUACAUUUUUACAUCAACAGACUUCAUUAGAAGUUUCCGGCACUGCAAUGUUAUUACACGCAUACGCUGUCUGGCAGUUAUUAUAUCUAUAAAAGAUGUGACGAAGCUGCGACACCAACAGACAUUAUUUGAAUUGACAUGAAGUUUUUCUAAGUGGGUAAAAACAUAAACCCACAGUUCUGCAGAGAAAAUUAAAUUUCAAUAAUGUUCACAGUGUGUUCAGUGUGUAUCAUAAUGGUUGUGAGAUAUUUAGAUUGAUUCAAACAACCUUUUAAAUUUGAUUUGAAUGGUUUGAAAAUGAGGAGUACGUGCUGUUUUAUGUAAAUGUAAAUUACGUCUUUGGUUUUUCAUGUUCUGAACCAUUUUUUUUGUUUGUUUUGUUUUGUUUUUUAUUUCAGCCCUACACAAGUGUAAAGUACCUCCUGUAAAUCAUUAACGUGGAUUACCUCAGUUAUUUUUGUAAGACUUGAAUAGCUGUUCUUGCUACACACAAACUCUCAGUGCUUGAAUGUCGACAUGAUUUUUUAAUAAAUAUAAACCCCAUGGCAUCGAA